AUGGCCGACUCGGCACCAUUCACCCUGUCGCGCGCUACCGAGGCCGACAUGGAACAGAUAACCAGACUCUGCUGGCUGUCGUUCCCCCAGUUCGUGCGGGAUGUCUUGAUGGGCUGCCCCACCGAGGACGACCUCCCGCGAUCGGUGAAGCGCUUCCAAGAGGAGAUGCGCGAAGACCACUACUCAGUGUGGAUCAAGGUUGUCGACAAUAGCACGGGAAAGAUCGCCGCCGCCAGUAACUGGAAGAUCUUCCCCGGCGCGACGGCGCCCGCUGAGACCGAUGAGCAGCCAAUCCCUUGGCUGGACGACGAGACGCGCGAGAAGGCGCGGAAUGUGCUGAAUGAGAUGAAUGAGGCGAGAAGGAAGGCUAAUCCGGGGGGGUUUGUUCACUUGCACAUCCUUUUCACAGACUCGGAAUAUCGUCGUCGGGGGGCUGGUGAUAUGAUGUUGCAAUGGGGUACAGAUGUCGCAGACGUCCUCGCUGUUCCCGGUUGGGUAGAAGCUUCACCCGAAGGCAACCACCUGUAUAGACGCCACGGGUUCAAUGAUGUCGCCAACGUACCGAGCGGUGGGACAUUCAUGAGAAGGGAGCCCAAGCCUAUUGCAAGGGCAGGCGGCCGUGUGAAGGCUUAG
Molecule: messenger RNA, 633 nt
Organism: Diaporthe amygdali
Lineage: Eukaryota; Fungi; Ascomycota; Sordariomycetes; Diaporthales; Diaporthaceae
Product: gnat family
Exons: 2
Coding region: 1-633 (210 amino acids)
Molecular function (GO): acyltransferase activity, transferring groups other than amino-acyl groups
Source: RefSeq, a predicted model, not a curated record